This is a messenger RNA of Cyclospora cayetanensis, 1653 nucleotides long. RefSeq lists its product as uncharacterized. The transcript has 6 exons. Lineage: Eukaryota; Apicomplexa; Conoidasida; Eucoccidiorida; Eimeriidae. The coding region runs from base 1 to 1653 and encodes 550 amino acids. The record is from RefSeq and is a predicted model, not a curated record.
AUGGAAUUAUUCCAAAAAUUCAGUGUGGUAGCUGAAGAUCGGACUCGGGCUGGCCAGAGCCUGGGCCAGCGGAAGUGGGCAUCGCUAUACGACAAGCUGAAUUCUUCACAGCAAGACCAACUACAGAGGCAAGAUGGGCAGGGUUGUCUAUGUCAGGACCUGAAGCAGCUGAAUCGUCUGCUAAAGGAAUUGGGUAUGACGUUUUACCUGGAACAAUCACGGGACAUGACAAUGUUCAUGCCUGUUGACUCGGCCUUUUCCCAGCUGCCUUUCAACAUCCACGAGCUCUCAUGGCAGGCAAAAUGGCGAAUAGUGCAGUUCCACAUUAUCCCUAAUGACAUAGUCGACUUAGAUAAUGAACUCAGAGAUGAGUCAAAGAAGGACUUCGAGUCGUGGGAAGGAGCUCCACUCCAGAUUACCAAGGAAGCUCCUAAGGAGGAUGAGGAAAACGGAGUUGCCUCAGUGGAAUAUGUCGUAAAUGGAGAGGCGAAAGUUAUUUCCAAACCGCCCAAGAUUGAAACAUUCAACGGGGCCACCUACAAGAUCAACAGAGUUUUGCUGCCGCCAUCGAUGACAGAGGAGGAUCUGAAGCCCGCGAAGCAGGAGCAGCGCAUAAAUCCAGAAGUCGCGCAGCGCCUACGGCGGCGACCGGCCACGGAGGGCACCCCUACAGUUGCAGUGGAGCAGGAAUUAGCCUCUGUGGACGGUACUGUGCAGAUGGAGAGAUCUGCACGGGACCCCAGGCUUCCUGGGAGUUUUAGACCAGACCCCUUGGCGCAGCGAAGUCAAGUGACCCCAGAGUUCGUUAGAGGCAUCAACAGCCAGCAUGCCCGCUGGGAUGACUCUGUGUAUCAUCGAACCCCAAUGUCUCAGGUGAAGGAUGAGAGGAAACCUCAGGGCACGCCCCCAGGUGACUCUCCCGAUCUCUCUGAAUUCCUCUGUGUGCAUCUCACGCUCGUAGAUGAGAUUAUGGGAUUCCAGCAGGAGCCUGAGGAUGCUGAAGGGUUUGAGGCGCGCAUUAAAGUCCUUGGACACACUGAGGGAGCAGUCCUUCCCACAGAUGGCAGUCACCCAGCAAUGACACGAAUCAGUGGCACAGGUAACCUCGUACACUAUACCCUUAAUAAGAGGCCCCCGAAUACAGAUGGACAUGCCUACAUAUUGGAGCUACGAACAAUGCACCUUAUUUCAACCCCCCCUAUAGAGCGCGCUCGUUCCACUGGCAUUGGACUGGCCUUUGAGUCUUCUGAAAACCCCGAGUCGGCUCCCAGUGACCCCAUUAGCCAAUUUAUCAACGUUCUCCUUGGAGGGGGCUCUGUACAACCGAAAGAGAGGGUGAAGGAUGAGAUCAAGAAUGAGGCGCCUGAGAAUCAACAGCGCAACACCGUGUCUGCUACAGCGAAGAAGCAACAGGGGCAGCAGCGGGAGGCAGAGCCAAGUCUCUUCUCAGUAGCCUUGACCCCUACGGAGGGCCCAAGAGUGCAGGCCUUAGGGUUGACUGAAGGACUCCUUCCGUCCGAGGAGCUCAUCACCCAACAUUGGGCCAACAGAGGCUCCAAAACUCCUGCUCAGAAUGCCAGAAGGUCUGGAGAACAGCAGAAGGCUCUGCCUCCCUUCGCUUCACUUUGGAACCAGAUUCAGAGCGUACCAUGA